Molecule: messenger RNA, 1010 nt
Organism: Arvicola amphibius (Eurasian water vole)
Lineage: Eukaryota; Metazoa; Chordata; Mammalia; Rodentia; Cricetidae
Gene: Ebpl
Product: EBP like
Exons: 4
Coding region: 1-942 (313 amino acids)
Biological process (GO): sterol metabolic process
Cellular component (GO): membrane; endoplasmic reticulum
Molecular function (GO): cholestenol delta-isomerase activity
Source: RefSeq, a predicted model, not a curated record
AUGAUCCUAGGUCCAGGAACCAUCCAGUCAGAGUCAGCUGCCCAGGCUGGCCAAGCCAGCUUUGCGGGCAGGCCCCUUGGAGGCCCGCCCACGAGAAGCUCCGCCCCCGGGAGCCCGUCACCACCCCGCAGGAUCCCUCCCACACGAAGCUCCGCCCUCCCGCGAGAAGCUCCGCCCAUAGGAACCCGCCCACGAGAAGUCCCUCCUGCUUCCCUCCCACUUGCAUGCACGGAUCUCCAAGAGAAGCUCAGUCUGUGGGAAGCCCCACCCACGACAGUCUCGCUGCCUGGCUUGCAGAGCUUUGGGCUGUUUUGGGGACCCGUGAACGAGGAGUGGGCGCUGAGCAUGGCGACGGGCUCCUCCUUGCUGCUGUGCUCGGCGCUCCUGGCCGCGGGGUGCGCGCUGGGCCUGCGCCUAGGCCGCGGGCGGAGCGCGGUGGAGCGUGGGGUGCUCGCCUGGCUCUGUUACGAUGCCCUGGUGCAUUUCGUGCUGGAAGGCGCGUUCGUCUACUUGUCUUUAGUAGGAAAUGUUGCAGAUUCCCAAGGCUUGAUUGCAUCUUUAUGGAAAGAAUACGGCAAGGCUGACACACGAUGGCUGUAUUUUGACCCAACCAUUGUGUCUUUGGAAAUUCUGACUGUUGUUUUGGAUGGGAUUCUGGCAUUGGUUCUCAUUUACGCCAUAGUCAAGGAGAAAUAUUACCGGCAUUUCAUCCAGGUGACCUUGUGUGUGUGUGAACUCUACGGUGGCUGGAUGACCUUCUUCCCCGAGUGGCUUGUUGGAAGCCCCAACCUCAACACCGAGAGCUGGCUCUACUUUUGGGUCUACUUGCUGUUUUUUAAUGGCUUGUGGGUUCUGAUCCCAGGACUGCUGCUGUGGCAGUCGUGGAGGGAGCUGAAGGAGACGCAUUACCAAAGGGCCCACUUAGAGAAAAAGCACUUGUAAAUUCUCAAAACGUUCCAUGUGAAGGUCUGCUAGUUGAUCAGAUAUUCCAAUAAAUACUUCCUUUUUCA